AUGCUACCACAGGCAGAAACGACGAUAUCAAUGCUCGAAUUAGACCACGAGAUCCAGAUAGUUCAGGAUACUAAAUCGAAUCUGUCUCAGGACGAAACCUCAUCUGAUACGAGCUGUCAUGUGGCCAAUGCAAGCAAUGACAUCAAAGUCAAUAUAAGCAAGUGCCAUGUCCACUUUUCAGCAGAUUGCGAAGAAUUCCACCCCACGGUUGGAUGUACUGUCGAAGAGAAACGAAAGGCUUACAUUAAUCUUGAUGAUUUUGAUCAAAUAAAGAAGGAGAGAAGAUCGACAAUUAAGCGGAUGAACAAAGGUUCGAAGCUCAAGAGAGAUCAAUUUGCACGAGGUCUCGAGGGAUAUACGCGGGAAGGUUCAAAAAUACGGCAACAACUCAUUUCUGAUAGUAUUAAGGCCGUCCUAGUCGAGCAAUCGAAGCAACUGAUGCAGAACGAAAGAGAUAUUGGUCAAAUCGCGCAGGCGUAUGCCGUUCAUUCGUUACCCUGUCAAUUAGCGGCGUAUAAGUUGGGGCUAAGGGAUCAUGUGGCUGUUGAUGAAAGUGACCGUGAUAGCGUGGGGUCUGAUAUCGCCAAUAAACCUGUUGUAAAUAUGGAAAGCGUUGGCAAUACUCAAGCACGCGUGGAUGCGCCCUCCAGUGUUGGUGUCUGUUGGAAAAGGUCAUAA
Cylindrotheca closterium is the source of this 678-nucleotide messenger RNA. The record is from the annotation of a GenBank genome assembly. NCBI's taxonomy places the organism in Eukaryota, Bacillariophyta, Bacillariophyceae, Bacillariales, Bacillariaceae.